AUUAGCAGUAUCAGAUGUCGUAUCUGUCAAAAUAAUGACAGAUUGAGAUCGAGAACAUACCUACAUACCUACGUUUUUGGCGAAAUAAAUUCGCCAAUUAUGUUUGUUUAAAUUCUAAUAGUGCACAAUUUUGGGUUUAAGUUUGUGGUAAAUGAAGAUAAAGUGAUACUUAUAUCAGUUUAACUAUUAAUUUGUGGCUUUCAAUACAGCUAUUAUGAAACUACUGUCAAGAUGCAACUUAAUUAAACAUGUCUCACUUUUAUACCGGCCCAAUAUUAAACAAGACCACGUUAUGUGCAUUAGAGAAUAUGUUACUGUCCUUUCUAAUACAAGACAAAGGAUAAAACACUUACCAGUCACAUCUGUGUCAUAUUUGCAUUAUUCUGAUGAUAAGAAACCAUUUCUAACCUUUGAGAAGAAGACGGAUGCUCUAAAGGAUGCAUUUGAACAUAAAAAGGUACAGUUCAAAGACACAGAGCACCGUAUUAGACAAAAAGGUGAAGAAAUAGUGAGGGACAUAAAGCAUCAGAAGGAAGUUACUGGCCAGAAAUUAAGAGUAAAGAAAGAAUAUAUCAUAAAAGACUUACUCGAAACCAAAGCAAAAGUUAAAGAAAGAUUCGAAGAAGUGGUAGAGAAAGAGAAUGUCUUCACAGUACCAAAUAUCCUCUGCUUCACAAGAAUAGCCCUCUCACCUUAUUUAGGAUAUACAAUAAUCCAUGAAGACUACAAUGUUGCUCUUGGAUUGUUAGUUUUUGCUGGUGUCACUGACUUGUUGGAUGGAUGGAUAGCCAGAAAUUGGAAGGGUCAGUCAACUAAAAUGGGCUCAUUCUUAGAUCCAAUGGCAGACAAAGUUCUAGUGGGGACACUCUUCAUAUCACUAACUUACCAAAACUUAAUACCUCUGUCCCUGACACUGCUAAUAGUCAGUAGAGAUGUUGCAUUGGUGAUUGCUGCUUUUGUUAUCAGAUACAUGAGUCUACCACCACCUAGAACACUAAGCCGUUACUUCGACGUGACUCACGCCACGGCGCAGCUCGCUCCUACAUUUAUAAGCAAAGUCAACACUGCCAUACAGCUUUUACUGGUGGGCACGACAUUAGCAUCCCCUGUAUUCGGCUUUGUGGACCAUCCCGCACUGCAAGCUCUGUGCGGAGUGACCGCAGCGUCUACUGUAGUGUCAGCCAUCAGCUACCUAGUUAGUAAGGACACAUAUAAAUUUUUGAAGAACAAGUCCUGAAACUUGUAAAUUUUUGUUUGUUGAAAAUCAUUUUUGUUAUUGUAUAGUCUUCCAUAAAUGUUUGUUUCGUAGAUAAGUGUUAACUUAUGAUAAUUACCUUGACAAAUGUAAAUAAAUCUAUUGAUAUACAAACAAACACCUAUUUCCGUUAAUCACCUUUUAAUUUUCUGGCAUCAUAUUAUUAGGAUUUUUUUAAGGAGGAUUGGAAUUCUGUGAAAUAAAGAGCAAUCAGUUAC
Spodoptera exigua (beet armyworm) is the source of this 1473-nucleotide messenger RNA. Lineage: Eukaryota; Metazoa; Arthropoda; Insecta; Lepidoptera; Noctuidae. The record is from the annotation of a GenBank genome assembly.